Messenger RNA from Pocillopora damicornis (cauliflower coral), 1737 nucleotides. Its product is annotated as melanocyte-stimulating hormone receptor-like. The record is from RefSeq and is a predicted model, not a curated record. Gene Ontology annotation, biological process: G protein-coupled receptor signaling pathway. Gene Ontology annotation, molecular function: G protein-coupled receptor activity. NCBI's taxonomy places the organism in Eukaryota, Metazoa, Cnidaria, Anthozoa, Scleractinia, Pocilloporidae. Gene Ontology annotation, cellular component: membrane.
AUGUCAAACUUCACGUCACGAGGAAAGGAAGACUCCGUAAAAUUAUCCGUGUGCUUGUUGAGUUCCGCUGAAGAGAGCGAGGAUGUCAAAUGUAAAUUCAAUUCUUACAUUUUUAUCUACGUGAACGCAAUUUUAUCCAUCACUGCCUUGCCUGGAAACUUCAUCAUCCUCGUCGCCCUUUGUAAAGAAUCUACUCUCCAUCCACCAUCAAAACUUUUACUUCGUUGGCUCUCGUGUACAGACCUCUUGGUAGGAAUGAUUUCCCAGCCCAUAUUUAUUGUUUAUCACAAGAUGAUCGCUGACAAAGUGGGUGACGUUUGUGAAGUAACUGAAAGCUUAGCUUACAUUACAAGUGCAGUAUUGUGCGGACAAUCUAUUAACACAAUGACUCUUAUAAGUACGGACAGGCUCUUUGCUUUGCUGUUCAGGCUGAGAUACAGGCAGAUUGUAACUUUAAAACGUGUCCGUUCAUUGAUCAUAUCUUCAUGGAUUGUAAACUUCACUUUUGCAUUGACUUAUUUGUGGAACAAAGAAUUUUUCUUUAUGGGCUCCUGCAUAUGGCUAUGGCUGUUCUUAAGCAUAUCUUCUUGUUGUUACUUGAAAAUUUAUUUCCAAAUUCGCCGCCAACAAGCGCAAAUACAGGAACAUGAUUCCAAUUCUACAGCUUCUUUAAACUUGGCGCGGUACAAGAAGACUGUUUUAAGUGCACUUUGUAUACAUUUAACAUUAUCAGUGUGUUAUCUCCCUUACACUGUCACGACUACUAUUAUUUCACUUGAAGGAAUAUCAAACUGUAAAGCUAUCAUUUGGAACAUUGCUGGAGUGUUAGUUUUUCUAAACUCGUCUUUGAACCCAGUUUUGUACUUCUGGACACUAAGAGAAAUAAGACGAACAGUGAUGGACAUUUUCAGACAAUUUUUUUCCUCAUCGUAACAUCAAAUACAAAGCCCUCCUACUAGAGCGGAAGUUAGUAGUUUUAAUUGACUUUGUGAAAAUAAGAUACAGUUGAAAGUUUGUUAAGCGGUUUGGAAGCGCUUUUCGAUUGAUAUACGAAAGACUAAAGCCAAAGUAAUUAGGACAUCAAGUUAAAAUAAAGGUUAAUUUUACAAGUAGCGUGUAAGAACUCAAAAUGGAAACAGGCAAACUCCCUGAAGCGUGAUAAAGCACGGGCGAUCAAGUCGUGAUUGGUUUCAGCUUUAAACCUCAUUGGUCGAAUCGGUGAUGCGAUUUUUGUGGACCAACCACAGAGCUUAAUGAAGUAAACCAACACAAUACCAGAUUGCUUUCGACGCUCAACGUUGUUUGUAAACCGUUAAGCUGACGCCUUAAACGCUCUCACUGACAGUUGUAGUUUUACAGAGAAUACCUACUGAAUUCUAAAAUUGUGUGCAUCUGUAAAAAUAUCCUCCAAAAUUUUUAAACUUCUUAAUGCAGUCUGACCAAAGUCCUCCGCAAACCGCGUUUAUAAUUAUUAUCAUCAUCAUUUUUAUUAUCCUAAGUGAGCGCGCCAAGACUUCCUCACAGGUCUUCUUUGAUAAGCUUUUUUUCCCUCUAAGCAAGUUCUUUUAUUCAUUACUUUCAUAUUAUGUGUCAAUGUCGUAUGCAAGCUAAACAUACUAUGGCUCGAUUAAGUUACUUUUGCUAGAACUAGGGGGUAUAUUUGAAUCACAAUGUCCUGAUUUAUCACAUUUCCAGCUUUAUUUCUUCUCUUUUGUUCAUUAAGUACUCGGGCCGAAG